Messenger RNA from Mytilus trossulus (common blue mussel), 1279 nucleotides. Its product is annotated as retinol dehydrogenase 12-like. The transcript has 8 exons. The record is from RefSeq and is a predicted model, not a curated record. The coding region runs from base 256 to 1248 and encodes 330 amino acids. Lineage: Eukaryota; Metazoa; Mollusca; Bivalvia; Mytilida; Mytilidae.
CAAACCGGCCUAAGUCAUAUAACAUGAUAUGGUGUUCGAUCCAUAACUAAGUGAUUCUUUUUAUAUUAUGUGUGUAAACUUAAGUCCUAAUACAAACAACCAUCAAUGAGGAUUUGCCAAAAUAAAUACUGAAAUGGAUUAAACCGUAUUAUACAUUAUGACAUCCUUCUUUGCGUAAGUCACAAGAUACUUAUUAUCUCCCUUUUUAUUUAAGAUAGAAAUGUAAAACAAACAGUGGUUAAGCAGUUGAUUGCCAUGGGAGGAAAAGUAUCUUUUCCCAGGAUAAGCCUUGACAGAAGCAAAACGGUUGUGGUGACCGGUGGUAAUACAGGUAUUGGAUAUGAAACAGCCAAAUGGAUAGCUUUCCUUGGUGCCAAAGUUGUCGUUGCUUGUCGUUCUGAAGAAAGAGCAAAUGAGGCCAUUAACAAAAUCAAAGCAGAAUAUCAAGCAGAGAAAGACAGAGGAACCGAAGGAAUAAUUCAAGAUAGGGAUCUAAAUAUAGAAUUUAUGCAGCUUGACCUUAGUUCAUUAAAGUCGACCAAACGUUUCAUUGAUGAAUACAAGUCAUCAGGGAGAAAGCUUCACACUCUCAUCUGUAAUGCCGGUAUAGCUAUGCAUGAGCAAGCGUAUACAGAAGAUGAAAACGAACUUAUGUUCCAGGUAAACUACUUAAGUCAUCUUCUUAUAGCGUUACAUUUGAUACCAGUAAUGAAAGAGAGCGGAAGUGACGAUUGUCGAAUAGUUAUGGUAUCCAGUGCAGCCCACUUAAUGGCGUCUUUUGAUGUAACCAAAAUUCAAGGAAAUCAUUUGUCUAAAGACAAGUUUGACAGACUUAAAUACUAUGGCAAUUCCAAACUUUACCAGAUAAUGCAGAUGUAUUAUAUGAACAGAAGAUUAAAAGAAUCAAAUGUUUCAGUUUUGAGUAUACAUCCUGGCAUUGUAGAAACUGAAAUUAAUAGGAGUUUUCAAGAUCUUGGGCGAUGGAAAUUUUUCUUUAGAGUGACUAAACUGUUUGGUGUUACGAAAAAUCCGAUAGAGGGGGCUGAGUCAUCGAUCAAUGCAGCAAUUAACCCAGAUCUCAAAGGAACAAGGGAUGUUUAUUUUCAAAAUUGUAAACCAUCAUCAACAAAUUCAACUGCAAGGAAUAUGGUUAACCAGGAGACAUUGUUGAAGUUUUCACUUGAACUUUUAAAAGAUUAUAUAACAGAAGAUAUAGCAAAAGAUUGGAUGCCAGAAAUUCAGCUUUGAGUAUGAAGUAACACGUAUUAAAACAAUGGUG